Molecule: messenger RNA, 2493 nt
Organism: Chrysochloris asiatica (Cape golden mole)
Lineage: Eukaryota; Metazoa; Chordata; Mammalia; Afrosoricida; Chrysochloridae
Gene: NR1D2
Product: nuclear receptor subfamily 1, group D, member 2
Exons: 8
Coding region: 285-2018 (577 amino acids)
Biological process (GO): cell differentiation; hormone-mediated signaling pathway; negative regulation of transcription by RNA polymerase II
Molecular function (GO): nuclear receptor activity; zinc ion binding; RNA polymerase II cis-regulatory region sequence-specific DNA binding
Source: RefSeq, a predicted model, not a curated record
GCUGCCCUCCCCGUCAGCCGCCUUCGCCGCCGCGGUACGCUGGCUGCAGGAAGCCGCUGCGCCGCCGCUUUGUUGUCAGGGACCCUGGGAGGAGUGCCGCUCGCUGGCCGUCGCUCUCUUUACUGUAGCCCACUCUGUGGUCGCGGGGUCCGGGCGCCCUGCCCAUGAGGGGGCCCCGCGACCACCGCUGCUCCCAAACCGGGGCGGUGCAACGCUGAAGCGGCGGCGGCGGCGCUGCCCCUUUGCUGGAAGCGGGAGGACUCAGCUCCCAUUCUCGGGGCAACAUGGAGGUGAAUGCGGGAGGUGUGAUUGCCUAUAUCAGUUCUUCCAGCUCAGCUUCUAGCCCUGCCUCUUGUCACAGUGAAGGUUCUGAGAAUAGUUUCCAGUCGUCCUCUUCGGUUCCAUCUUCUCCAAAUAGCUCUAACUCUGAUAACAAUGGUAAUCCCAAGAAUGGCGAUCUCUCCAAUAUUGAAGGCAUCCUGAAGAAUGAUCGAAUAGAUUGUUCUGUGAAAACAAGCAAGUCAAGUGUACCUGGGAUGACAAAGAGUCACAGUGGAGUGACAAAAUUUAGUGGCAUGGUUCUACUAUGUAAAGUUUGUGGGGAUGUGGCGUCAGGAUUCCACUAUGGAGUUCAUGCUUGUGAAGGCUGUAAGGGUUUCUUUCGGAGAAGCAUUCAGCAAAACAUUCAAUACAAGAAGUGCCUGAAGAAUGAAAACUGCUCUAUAAUGAGAAUGAAUAGGAACAGAUGUCAGCAGUGUCGCUUUAAAAAGUGUCUGUCUGUUGGAAUGUCAAGAGAUGCUGUUCGGUUCGGUCGUAUACCUAAGCGUGAAAAACAAAGGAUGCUAAUUGAAAUGCAAAGUGCGAUGAAAACCAUGAUGAACAGCCAGUUCAGUGGUCACUUGCAGAAUGACACUUUAGUAGAACAUCAUGAACAGACAGCUUUACCAGCCCAGGAACAGCUGCGACCUAAACCACAGCUGGAGCAAGACAACAUCAAAAGCUCUUCUCCGUCUUCUGAUUUUGCAAAGGAAGAAGUGAUUGGCAUGGUGACCAGAGCCCACAAGGAUACCUUUAUGUAUAAUCAAGAGCAGCGAGAAAACUCAGCUGAGAUCAUGCAGAGGUCUCAGAGAGGAGAACGGAUUCCCAAAAAUAUGGAGCAGUAUAACUUAAAUCAUGACCAUUGUGGCAGUGGGCUUAGCAGCCAUUUUCCCUGUGGUGGGAGCCAGCAGCAUCUCAACGGACAGUACAAAGGGAGGAACAUAAUGCAUUACUCAAAUGGGCAUGGUAUUUGUAUUGCAAAUGGACAUUGUAUGAACUUCUCCAAUGCUUAUCCUCAACGGAUAUGUGAUAGAGGUCCAGUAGAUGGAUUUUCUCAGAAUGAAAACAACAGUUAUCUUUGCAACACUGGAGAGAGAAUGCACCUGGUUUGUCCGAUGAGUAAGUCUCCAUAUGUGGAUCCUCAUAAAUCAGGGCAUGAAAUCUGGGAAGAAUUUUCUAUGAGCUUCACCCCAGCAGUGAAAGAAGUAGUGGAAUUUGCAAAGCGUAUUCCUGGGUUCAGAGAUCUCUCUCAGCAUGACCAGGUCAACCUUUUAAAGGCUGGGACUUUUGAGGUUUUAAUGGUACGGUUUGCAUCAUUAUUUGAUGCAAAGGAGCGUACUGUCACCUUUUUAAGUGGAAAGAAGUAUAGUGUGGAUGAUCUACACUCAAUGGGAGCAGGAGACCUGCUGAACUCUAUGUUUGAGUUUAGUGAGAAGCUAAAUUCCCUCCAACUUAGUGAUGAAGAGAUGAGUCUAUUUACAGCAGUUGUCCUGGUGUCUGCAGAUCGAUCUGGAAUAGAAAAUGUCAACUCUGUGGAAGCUUUACAGGAAACCCUCAUACGUGCACUAAGGACUUUAAUAAUGAAAAACCAUCCAAAUGAGGCCUCUAUUUUUACAAAACUUCUUUUAAAAUUGCCAGACCUUAGAUCUUUAAACAACAUGCACUCUGAGGAGCUCUUGGCCUUUAAAGUUCACCCCUAAGUUCUUUGUCAUUUAAACGUGAACUGAUUCAUGGUAACUGUACAUUUUGUGCUAUGAAGCCUAUUUAUAUGUAUAUACCAUAUGUGGAGAUAGAAAAGACCUCAAAGACAUUGCAAGAUUGGAUCCAUGCAGUACCUGUUUGGAUUGAGAGCUCUUCAGCCAUGACUGGACACUGACUGUAUCUUCCCAGUAGACCAACCAGCUGUGUCGUACUUCACCUGGAGAAGUUAACACUGAAUUAAUAAUCACACUGAAUGUUUGACUUUUUCAUCUGCCAAAAACCAAAAAUCAGUUUGAUUUCCCUGUGGUAUGAGUAUAAUGCAUAUUCAAAAGUAUAUGAGGACUUGGAAAUGAAUCCUGCUGUUUAUAAAGUAAUAGUGAAUGAUGGAAACAUUAAUUUCACAAGAACAUUUAACCUGGCAACUGGAGACCUUGGGAUUUAGGAGAUCUCCAUAUUUUACUGUGCUCCUGUUAA